Magallana angulata is the source of this 2748-nucleotide messenger RNA. Its product is annotated as methenyltetrahydrofolate synthase domain-containing protein-like. Gene Ontology annotation, molecular function: RNA binding. The coding region runs from base 109 to 1686 and encodes 525 amino acids. The record is from RefSeq and is a predicted model, not a curated record. Gene Ontology annotation, cellular component: cytoplasm. The transcript has 10 exons. NCBI's taxonomy places the organism in Eukaryota, Metazoa, Mollusca, Bivalvia, Ostreida, Ostreidae.
CAAUAAUGUAGAAAGGUGGGAUCAGUGUGACAUGUUCAUCUAAACCUGAUCUAAAGAUUCUCAAGGAGUGUAUAGAACAAGCCACAGAUUCGCCCUUUUGCUUUGAUAAUGAGCACAAUGCCCCCAAAGCAAACCAAAACCCCAAACGAAUCUGUCCAAGAGAUGGGGAAAGAAGUGACAAAAGAAUCCAUUCGCAAGUCCGUGUGGAAUUAUUUGGAAGACAAUGAUUUGGUUCAGUUCCCUCGCCCAGUCCAUCACAGGAUUCCAAACUUUGUGGGAGCUGCCACUGCUUCUGAGAAGCUGACAGAACUGGAUGUGUUCAAGAGAGCCCAGACUGUUAAAAUCAACCCAGAUAAACCACAGGAAAAUGCUAGAUUUCUUACUAUGGAGGCUGAGAAGACUCUUUUGGUACCAACACCUCGAUUACGCCAUGGUCUGUUUAACAAACUGUUGCCUCCACAGGGAUGUGGAAAGGAGAUUCUCCGCUACUGCUCUACUUCUCAGGGAUUGAAGGAAUACAGUGUCCCCAUUGGCUUGGAGGCCAAGGUCAAAGUUGAUUUGGUUGUUAUUGGAUCAGUUGCUGUUUCCAAAGAAGGAUACAGAAUUGGUAAAGGGGAGGGCUAUGCUGACCUUGAGUAUGCCAUGAUGUGUGCUAUGGGAGCUGUGACCCCGGACACCAUUGUUGUGACCACUGUUCACGAUACCCAGAUUGUUGACAUUCCCGAGGAGCUGAUGGAGGAUCAUGAUGUACUGGUGGACUAUAUCAUCACAGACACCCAGGUCAUUAAGUGCAACCGCACUAAGCCUAAACCCACUGGCAUCAUUUGGUCCAGGCUGACUCCAGAAAAGGUCCGCCAGGUUCCUAUUUUGAAACAUCUUAGAGAAAAAGAAAAGGAGGCAGGAAAAGACGUAACCUUGAAAGAUGGGCGGGAAGAGGAGGACAUACCAGAAAGGGAAGACAGGAGACGCAUGGACUCGGACUAUGGAAGGAUGAGGUUCCGUGGAAGAGGAGGCAGAUUCAGAAGGUUCCGUGGUGGACGUAGAGGAGGGGGACCCUACAGAGAGAGGAGGGACACCGAGGAAGACCGUGGAGAGUAUGCUGAAAAUGGGGAGGAACCUGGAGAUGACAAAUCUCGUCAAAGAUUCAGAAGGAACCGUCGUUUCCGUAGACGUAGAGGACCUCGCCGUCAAGAUGAUGGAGACAAUAAUGAAGAAUCACAUGAUGAUGAGCACGAAGAGGGUGAAAGCGAGGGGGAGGGUCGUCGUGGACAACCCAGACGACGAAACAUGCGACGUCGCCGCCCACGAAGACGUGACGAGUCAGAGAACACCGGAGAUGAUGAGGAGCAUGAAGAUUACCGCCCAAGACGACGCAGAGGACCCAGGACUCGCGCCCCCAUCCCGACACUGUUUGUAGGAAGUAUCCAGAGAUCAGUGCGAGUCAGCGAGCUGAAGGGAGAAAUUCGCGGUAAGGAUGUCAACCCUAUCCGAGUUAUCUGGAAUGGAGCUAAGGGUUAUUCCUUGCUCCAGUUCCAGGAAAUGCAGGAGAUGGAAGCUGCUCUGGAUGCCCUGCAGAAUCUGGAAAUCCGUGGCAGAAAGCUUAGGGUGGAGAAAUCUAACCGGCUGAAGCACGACGACUCCGAUAAUGCACAUGAUGGGGUAGUGGAUGAGAAAGCAGAUGAUUAAGUAUUGAGGUUAUCAUGUAGAACUGGUAAUGGAAAUGUUUUGUUGCUUCUUUCGAGUUGAGAACAGUGAAGGAUUGUUUUUUCUUCCAUUUUAUUCUUCAAUUCUUUAUUUUCAAAUUUUGUAUUCUUUUCAUCUAUUUUUCAUUUAUUGUUAUUUUGCAAAAUUGGGAAUGUAAUUUGUUUAAAAAUGCAUAACUUCUCAAUUUUUACCAUUUAAUAUUUGACUUUUUAAAUUGUAGGAAAUCUACUGAAUAAAUUUAAUUUGUUAAUUUGUAUUUGUAAAAUCAUCAGCUUGUUAUUCAUUACAUGAGAUUAAUUGUAGGGUUUAUCAAUUAUUACACUGUGUCUCAACAUUUUACACAUUGUUAUCAUCAAAAUUGUUAAAAUAGAGCAAUAAUUUUACCUGUUUUCAUGUCCUUACUGACCUUUCCUUUGGCAUAACAGUUACUUCCUCACUUUUCACGUCUUUAGUUAUUGUUUUCUAUGUUUUCUGUGCUUAAGGUUUGCACUGUUGCCAAAAAAUCCCCAAAUAGCUUUUGAAUCAUUAUGUUCACUGUAUUUUAAAAAUUAUUUUACUUAAGAGUUGUGUUAAGUAUGAUAUGUUUUACAAGUUGUUAGAGUUUGGUAUUUUUUUUCCUUGUUAUAUCAAGUAUAAAGGUACAUUGAAUGAUAAGCCUCAUCCCCCACAAACUUAUAUCGUAUUUAAAUGUAAUUAGUUAUAUUCCAAUUUUUGUAAAAAUAGUUUAAUUUUAAAGUUUUUUAUUGUGUGUAAAUUGGUUGACAUAUAAUAUAGCAAUAUAUAUAUAUUUAAACGGUACCAAUUACAUGUACAGUAAAAGGUUGAGUACUCUAAAUGAGAUAGGAUUUUGUAGAAGGUCAGUUCACCACAUCAAUGUUUAACACCAUGUCCUUAUCCUCUGUGUGUAGGAGUCUGCAGACUCUCAGUGCUUUUUUCAUGCAAUAUACAGCGUAAGAAAGGCUUUAUUGAUGAUAUUUUUUCAGUUGUCACAAUCAGAUAGAUGUUAAUAUACUGAGAAUUAAAAAAAAUUGUAAAAUGAAUAAA